Molecule: messenger RNA, 306 nt
Organism: Penicillium malachiteum
Lineage: Eukaryota; Fungi; Ascomycota; Eurotiomycetes; Eurotiales; Aspergillaceae
Exons: 1
Coding region: 1-306 (101 amino acids)
Source: RefSeq, a predicted model, not a curated record
AUGAUAUCUGCGCGCGGGCCUGGUGAAAUCUUUCUCGGUGACGGUCCUAAUUCGUGGUAUCAAAAUGUCUUUGUUAAAAGGCCCGAAGUUGGUAAUGCUAGUGGCGGCUUAGAGGAAGACAUCGUGAAGGGGUUCGGCAAAGAGAUCCGGGUAGUCUUCCAGUUGUAUUACUGCGCUGUUAAGCUCACUGCGGAGCUUGUUGAUUUCAGCCUGAGCCUUGAGAUUAAGAUACUUAAGUGGGAGAGAUGGGUGUACCUCGCGGCGACCGCCAUUCUGUCGGUAGCAACUCCCCCUGUUCUUAUCUAG